Molecule: messenger RNA, 8777 nt
Organism: Gasterosteus aculeatus aculeatus (three-spined stickleback)
Lineage: Eukaryota; Metazoa; Chordata; Actinopteri; Perciformes; Gasterosteidae
Gene: abca7
Product: ATP-binding cassette, sub-family A (ABC1), member 7
Biological process (GO): transmembrane transport; lipid transport
Cellular component (GO): membrane; intracellular membrane-bounded organelle
Molecular function (GO): lipid carrier activity; ATP hydrolysis activity; ATP binding
Source: RefSeq, a predicted model, not a curated record
UCUUCAGCUCACGCCUGCAAACAUUGGGGAAAUGAAGAGUCAAUGACAAGCUACCGGCCGUCCGUGUUUUCCGCAAUACCGAGAGGAGAUUUUUACCAGCCGUUCUACAGAAAGCUCUGCGUCAUGGCCAGGUAGCCGCUCAGAGCGAUGGGAUUUUUUCGACAGAUUUCCCUCCUGCUCUGGAAGAACGUCACAUACCGCAGGAGGAACAAGAUCCAGCUGAUCAUCGAGCUCUUAUGGCCGCUCUUCCUCUUCGUCAUCCUCAUCUCUGUUCGUCAUUCACACCCUCCGUACAAACAGAGCCAAUGUCACUUUCCAAACAAAGCCUUGCCGUCAGCCGGCACCUUGCCCUGGAUUCAGGGCAUAAUUUGCAACAUCAACAACCCAUGCUUCCACAGUCCAACACCGGGGGAGACGCUGGGCCAAGUAGGCAACUUUGACAACUCCAUACUGUCCCGUCUCUUCGUGGACGCCCAGACGGUGCUGUCCUACAGUGGGAACCGGAGCUUCUCCGGCUUUCAGGACCUGAUGGAGAGCGUCCGAAGGCUGGGAGAGAGACCUGGAGCCUGGCCAAAUUUGCCAGUAGAAGAAUACCUGAGAGCCAACGAGACGUUCUCCAGCUUCCUGGUGACCAGCGGCGGCCUGCCGGCUGUGACUGUGGACCAGUUGCUGAAGGCUCGUCUGGAUUUUCGGGUUUCUGUGGCUGGUGCUCAACUGCAGCUGAAGGACUUGGUGUGCAACGCGAGCAUGUUGGGACAGUUUCUGAAGGUGGAAGGAGGAGAAGCCGCCAUGAAAGAUCUUCAGACUCAGCUUUGUAGCCUUCCAGCUGAUGUGCUGCAGGAAGCCGAGCGCCUCUUUCUCUCUCAGCUCGACUUCACCAAGUUCUUUACGAGAGACCGUCUGCUGGCCAACGCGGGAGACCUAAGGGUCAUCAGUCAGGCCGUCACCUCCGUUUCCCAAGAGCUGGCCGUCCUCAUCGAUGACUUCUCAUCUCUGUCCAGCUUCGCGGACAUGAGCACAGCUCUUCGCCUGUUGUCUCCAGAAAAUCGCUCGGCGAUGCCCAGGGAGAGUUUUCGUGCCUUUUCGAGGAUCAUGUGCGGUCACCCUGAGGUUGGCGGUGAGCGCAUCCCGUCACUGAACUGGUAUGAGGACAAUGACAUCAAGUCCUUCUUAGGAAAGAAUGGCACUGAAGACACAGACCCGGAGACGGACGGGGACAACAACACCACUCCCUUCUGUAAAAAUUUGAUCCACGGUCUGGAGUCCAACCCUCUGUCCCGCAUUGUGUGGAGAGGAAUAAAACCUCUGUUCAUCGGAAAACUGCUUUACACACCCGACACUCCUGCAAUACAACAAGUCAUGAAAGAGGUAAACAAGACAUUCGAGGACAUGCAGAUCCUCCAGGAGCUGAAUGCAGCCUGGAUGGAAGUCGGACCACGAGUCAAGACUUUCAUGGAGAGCAGCGUGGAGAUCCAGCUGCUGCAGGAUCUGCUGAGGCGGCCAGAGGUCGCGGUACUGGUAAACCUGCGCCUGGAGAACACAUCCUGGACGGCCUCUCGGAUCGCACGUUUUCUGUCCACACCCUCGCCAGAUGCCCCGAGGAAUCCUAAAGCACCGCCUACCUGGCUGGACAUCUACAACGACCUCGGCCACACCAUCACCACCCUCGCAGAAGUCUCUGAGUGUUUCUCUCUGAACAAGCUGGAGGGGUUGGAGUCCGAGGGUCAGAUGAUUGACAGGGCUUUGGAGCUACUUGAGGACAGGCAGUUUUGGGCUGGUGUGGUUUUCCUGCUGCCCAACUCCUCGUCCCCAGACCUGCCGCCACACGUCUCCUACAAAAUCAGAAUGGACAUUGAUGAUGUGACCAGGACCAACAAGAUCAAGGACAGAUUUUGGGAUCCUGGUCCUGCAGCUGACCCAUUUAAUGACAUGCGCUACAUCUGGGGCGGCUUUGUGUACGUUCAGGACCUAGUGGAGAGUGCUGUGAGUCGCAUGCUGACCGGAGUCCAACAAACCACCGGCAUCUACAUCCAGCAGAUGCCGUAUCCCUGCUAUGUGGACGAUGUUUUCCUCCGGGUGCUGAACCGCUCUCUGCCACUCUUCAUGACGCUGGCCUGGAUCUACUCGGUGGCCAUGAUCAUCAAAGGCGUGGUGUACGAGAAGGAGGCGAGGCUGAAGGAAACCAUGAGGAUUAUGGGUCUGGGAACGGGAACGCUGUGGCUCAGCUGGUUCAUCAGCAGCAUUGUUCCUUUCCUGUUCUCUGCAGGGCUCCUCAUUGCUCUGCUCAAGUGGGGGGACAUUCUGCCAUACAGCAACCCAGCUGUUGUGUUUUUCUUCCUGACGGCGUUUGCCACCGCCACCAUCAUGCAGUGCUUCCUCAUCAGUACGUUCUUCUCUAAAGCCAACCUGGCCGCUGCAUGUGGAGGGCUGAUCUACUUCGGCCUUUACCUGCCUUACGUACUGUGUGUAGCUUGGAGAGACCGGCUCACCACCACCUACAGAGUCCUCGCUAGUUUCCUGUCUCCUGUGGCCUUUGGCUUCGGAUGUGAGUAUUUCUCUCAGUACGAAGAGCAAGGCGUGGGCAUCCAGUGGUCGAACCUCCACUCCAGUCCCGUGGAAGGAGACUCCUACAGCUUUACUACCUCUAUAGUCAUGCUCUAUGUGGACGCUUUCAUCUAUGCUGUGGCAGCCUGGUACAUCGAAGCUGUGUUCCCUGGUCAAUAUGGGAUCCCAAGGCCUUGGUACUUCAUCUUCCAAAUCAACUACUGGGGUGGAGUUCCUCUGGAGGCCGGCAUGCCAAUCCCGCCCCCACCCACAGAAGAAGAUGAAGAUCAGAUUGAGCCAGAACCGAGUGACCUUAUCCUGGGCGUGAGCGUCAGAAACCUGGUGAAAAUAUACAAGAAGGGAGGCAAACUGGCCGUGAAUCACCUCAACCUAAAGUUCUACGAGGGGCAGAUCACAUCUUUCCUCGGCCACAACGGAGCCGGCAAAACCACCACUAUAUCUGUCCUUACUGGCCUGUUUCCACCGACUUCGGGAACUGUGUACAUUAAAGGGCUGGACAUCCGUCAUGACUUGGACAUCAUCCGGAGGACGCUGGGAGUUUGUCCACAACACAACAUCCUGUUUGACAUACUGACAGUGGAGGAGCAUGUGUGGUUUUAUGGGUGUCUCAAGGGUUUGUCUGAAGCAGAAGUGAAAGCUGAGCUGGACACUCUGCUGGAAGAUGUCGGCCUGCUGCAUAAACGACAUGAACAGACCAAAAACCUCUCUGGUGGAAUGCAGAGAAAGCUGUCGGUGGCAAUAGCCUUCGUUGGAGGCUCCAAGGUGGUUGUUUUGGAUGAACCCACAGCCGGAGUUGAUCCAUACUCACGCAGAGGGAUCUGGGAUUUACUGCUUAAAUAUCGCAAAGACCGGACCAUCAUCCUGUCCACCCACUACAUGGAUGAAGCAGAGCUGCUAGGUGACCGGAUUGCGAUUAUCUCCCAGGGAAAGCUGUGUUGCUGUGGCUCACCUCUCUUCCUGAAAUCCCGCCUUGGAUCUGGCUACUAUCUGACUGUGGUAAAGAGGGAGGGACUAAAUACCAGCACUCCCAGCAGCACCAGUAUCUGCACCAGCACAAGCACCAGCACCAACAAGCUGCCCGCUCUCAAGGACAGUGAGUCCUCCAUGAGUGAAGACACCGGCCUGGGAAGUGAGGAGAGUAGCUCAUACCUCGCGGCGUUGCUCUCCCUGGCGCAGCAGCACAUCGCGGGGGCGAGACUAGUAGAGGAGUCGGGGCGCGAGGCGGUGAUCAACUUGCCGCAGACAGCAGCUAAGGACAGCAGCCUGGCCGUCUUCCUGUCCGAACUGGAUCAGAGGCUGACCGAGCUCGGCAUCAGCAGCUACGGGCUGUCAGACAGCACACUGGAAGAGAUCUUCCUGCGAGUGGCAAAGGAAACUGGCGUGGAUGAGGAAGCAGAGCCACAGGCCGGAUCUCCCUGCAGGCAGCCUUCAUCAGUUGGGCAGAUGGCUGAGAGACAACGUGAUGAAGAACCAGAAGCCGGAAGGAAAAGGCUUCAAAAGCAAGAACCCCAGGAGACGGACCCACUUAGUGGAGAUGGCCGAGGUGAGCUGCCACUGACCGGCUGGUGGCUGACCUGGCAGCAGCUCAGGGCUCUCUUCAUCAAACGCUGGCUUUAUGCUCGAAGGAGCCGCAGGGGCUUCUUCGCUCAGGUCGUCCUGCCCGCUGUGUUCGUGCUGGUCGCUCUGCUCUUCAGCCUCAUCGUUCCUCCGUUCGGGAAGUAUCCCUCCCUGCAGCUGCAGCCCUGGAUGUAUGGAGAACAGUUCACGUUCUUCAGCAAUGAUGCACCUGGGAACCCAGCCAUGGAGAACUUGCUGGAAGCUUUGCUGGACCAGCCCGGUUUUGGUACCAAGUGCAUGGAGAAAGAGGAGGAAGAGAACAGCACGUGUGAAGGCGCGCGGGGGGGCCAGUUCAUGCGACCUCAGGUCUCCUUCUCCACCUGGCAAAUGUUCAGCAAAGGCAACUGGAGCAGAGGCGCCCCGUCUCCCGACUGCCAGUGCAGCACGGAGGACGUGCGCCGGAUGCUCCCCGACUGCCCGCAGGGUGCCGGCGGACUGCCGCCUCCGCAGAUUAAGAGGGUGACUGGAGAUGUGCUGCAGAAUCUAACAAGUUAUAACAUCUCUGACUACCUGGUGAAAACCUACUCUCAGAUUCUCAAAAAAAGUCUAAAAACCAAGAAGUGGGUGAAUGAAUUCAGAUAUGGAGGUUUCUCUCUCGGGGGAAGCUCUACUCAGACUUUAUCUCCGCCCCACCACGUCCAGGACUCCGUCAUGGCGAUCAGGUCGCGUUAUCAAGUUCAGCAGAACAGUUCGCUGGAUCUUCUGCUCAACAGACUGCCAGAUUUUCUAGGAGGACUGAACCGCCAAAGCAAUGUCAAGGUGUGGUACAAUAACAAAGGGUGGCAUGCCAUGGUGUCAUUUGUCAACGUGAUGAACAACGGCCUGCUGAGAGCGAGUCUGCCACCGGGUCCGGAGAGGAUGAGACACGGCAUCACCGCCUACAACCACCCGCUCAACCUCACCAAGGAACAACUCACAGAAAUGGCCAUGAUGACCACAUCAGUAGAUGUCCUGGUCUCCAUCUGCGUGAUCUUCGCCUUGUCCUUUGUGCCGGCCAGCUUUGUCCUCUUUCUGAUUGAGGAGCGAGUCAGUAAAGCCAAACACCUUCAAUUUGUCAGCGGGGUAAAACCGAUCCUUUACUGGCUGGCCAACUUCACCUGGGACAUGUUGAACUACACAGUCCCAGCUACCAUGGUGGUGCUGAUCUUCAUCUGUUUCCAGCAGCAGUCGUACGUCUCAGAGACCAACCUGCCUGCGCUGGUCCUGCUCCUCCUCUUCUACGGGUGGUCCAUCACCCCUCUGAUGUACCCAGCGUCCUUUCUGUUCAGCGUCCCAAGCACAGCCUAUGUAGUCCUCACCUCCAUCAACCUCUUCAUCGGAAUCAACGGCAGCAUCGCCACCUUCGUCCUGGAGCUGUUUGUUGACGAGCAUCUCAACGAGGUGAACAAGAUUUUGAAGAAGGUGUUUCUCAUCUUCCCUCAUUUCUGCCUGGGACGAGGGCUCAUCGACAUGGCUAAGAACCAGGCCAUGGCAGACGCCUUCCAGAGACUCGGUUCGAAGCAGACACUGAACCCUCUUCAUUGGGACUCCGUAGGGAAGAACCUGUUUGCGAUGGCAGCCGAAGGGGUUAUCUUCUUCAUCUUCACCAUUCUGCUACAGUACAAGUUCUUCAUUCGCCUCGGGUCGUGGUGGGGCGAGCCAGAGAUGCCUCCGCUUGGUCCAGAGGAUGAGGACGUCCACAGGGAGAGAGAGAGGGUCACGGGCGGCAAAGCCCAAUCAGACAUCCUCUCCAUGAUCGACCUGAGCAAGGUUUAUAAAUCAGGCAGGAAGCCGGCGGUGGAUCGCCUCUGCCUCGGGAUUCCUCGGGGAGAGUGUUUUGGCCUGCUGGGGGUGAACGGAGCAGGAAAGACCUCCACCUUUCGCAUGCUGACCGGAGACACGAGCAUCACCUACGGAGAGGCUUUCCUUAAUCAACAUAGUGUGAUGACAGAGAUGGAGCGAGUCCACCAGCUGAUGGGAUACUGUCCACAGUUUGACGCCCUCAGCGACCUGCUGACGGGCCGGGAGCAUCUGGAGCUCUAUGCCCGCCUGCGGGGAGUCCCAGAGGAGUCUGUCACCAAGGUGGCGCAGUGGGGCGUGAAGAAGCUGGGACUGACCCAGUACGCUGAGCGUGAGGCCGGAGGCUACAGCGGAGGCAACAAAAGGAAACUCUCCACGGCCAUCUCCCUCAUCGGGGCUCCUCCCGUUAUAUUCCUAGAUGAGCCAACUACCGGCAUGGACCCAAAAGCCAAAAGGUUUCUGUGGAACUGCAUCCUCAGCGUCACCAAAGAAGGAAGAGCUGUAGUUCUCACCUCCCACAGUAUGGAGGAAUGUGAGGCGCUCUGCACCAGAAUGGCCAUCAUGGUGAACGGCAGAUUCCAGUGUCUCGGAUCUGUGCAACACCUGAAGAACAGGUUUGGUGAUGGCUACACCAUCAUCCUCCGACUGAUGGAGACUCAGUCCGAACCGGACUCAUGCCCCGUCAGCGCUUAUCUAAAGACCUCUUUUCCCAGCAUCGAGCUGAAGGAGCGCCACCAGAGCGUGCUGCACUUCCAGCUGCCCUCACACGCCUGCUGCCUGGCUCGCAUCUUCGACGUGCUGGCCAACAACCACGAGGAGCUGGGCAUCAUCGACUUCUCUGUUUCACAGACCACGCUGGACCAGGUUUUUGUCAACUUCGCCAAAGAGCAGACGGAUGACGACGUCCUCACGGAUGUGGUCAUUGGUAACAGACCGGUACAAACCAGCCUCACUACACUGCAGUCCAGGGUCACUUCUCCCACCAUCCAACCGCAGCCGCCAAUCACACACCCUCAGCCAAGCAAGACUCCACAGCAGCAAGACAAAUCAUGUGACAGCAAACCAAAAGAGGGUAGAUCCAAAAAGCCAAAAGCUGACACGGUAAAAUCUAAAGGCAAAGACAACGGAGAAAAAAGCAACAGCGCGGCGAUGACCAGAAUGCCUCAGCGAGAGGAGAGGCCGCAGAGGAAAGGCAGGAGUGGCAGCAGUGGAUCAGACAGCAGUAAUGCGGAAGUUCUGCAAGAAUCCAGUAAAUCCAGCAGCUCCAAACACAGAGCAGGGAGCUCCAGUAAGAAUCCUUCUUCGCUCUUUAUAGUUGACAACAACACACAGGACAGUGCGCUAUGAAGUGGGCGUGUGCAUCGCAUGCACAGGAAACAGGUUCAAAGGACCGACUACAGUCAAAAGCUUUUUAUUACUCGCUGCAUGUUCGUGUGAGUGUUUUACAAUGCUGGCAGCGACCUCAAUAUGCAGCACGGAGCAGCAAAGCUGGUUGGUUCAAAGUAAGUGGAAAAAAUGGACUUUGAAAGUUACUUUUAGAGGUCAAUGUAUCCCCUCGGCCUCCUUUGAUGAGAGAAAAGCGAGUACUUUCUAAAAUGGCUUUGGUGCCUUGUUCGCCCGGUAACAUAUCUGCAGCUCUAAGCCCUUUAUUUGGGUUCAUGAAUCUUACACUGUGUCUUCUCUUUCUGUAUCAGUCUCAUCAGUCCAAAGAUUUGUUAGUUGUAAAAACAGUAUGCAAGGCUCAAUGUAAAAACCAGGGGUGGUGUUCCUCAGGGCAAAGUCAUUCGACCUCUCACAAUCUUAUCAUUUUGCUAAAAGCACUUUAAAAAAAGGAAAUUGCUGCAAACACUCAAACAGUAACUGAGUGCGUUACAUGUAAUAACCCAGAUAGUUUUAUGUAUCAAGAAGCUCUUAUGCUGUAAGUUCAUUGUGAAAUACCUAUAGUCAAAUUUAAUGAUGAAUGAGGAUUUCUUUUGUAAAUCAAAAUAUUUUAUUUAGUCCUUCGUCUGUCCAUAUAGUUUUGUUUUGUGUUUAUUUGCGGUUGGGUAACAAUGUCACUAUCCAAACAGCUUGUUACAUACGUUUGCAAAAUGUAGAAACAUCUGACAACUCUUUCGGCACAGAUAUUGAAAGUUCUGGACAUCACAUUUAUUUAUCACACGAUAUCAAACUAUUGAUUAAUUUCGGACACACGGCUGUAACUCUACACUGUGUUAGCGGCAUUGUGUCACUACAAAUUAUCCCAGAUAAUGCCAAACUGCAGCAGUAAAAUAAAAUAAUUGUUCCUUUUCCAUUUGAGCUGCAAACACCAAAUUCAAUUUUUUUGUAAUUUGAAUCUGUAUUUUUGUUUUCAUUUUCUAUUAAAAAAAAUGACACAGCUUCUGAAUGUUAGAAGCAGUUUUUUACUGGACUGUAAUGCACUGUUACAUAUUAUAAAGAUUAUUAUAAUUGUAUAAAGCGUAAGACAAACAUAAUUGAUCAGAAGAGAGUAUACAAUUAGGAGGAUUUCAUUCCAAAAUGCAACUAUAUAUAUAUAAUAUAUAAUGUAUUAUUUAAAAAGAUGAAAUGUAUUGAAAAAUGUGAAAUGAUGUACUACUGUUACAUUAAGAUGGAUUAAAAUGUCUAUGUCCUUUUGAAAUGAAUGUACUGUUAAAUGUACUUUUAAGGUAUUAUCCUUGACAGGUUCUACUUGAACAUACAGUUUGCUGAUAUAAGAUGUAGAUUGUAUACUGAAGAUAUGCUAGCAUAGAAAAAGAAAAACGGGUUUAAUUAUUUAAACAAUGUAUAUGUAUUAUUAAAAAAACAUAGUGAAAUAA